This is a messenger RNA of Anopheles merus, 848 nucleotides long. RefSeq lists its product as uncharacterized. Gene Ontology annotation, cellular component: cytoplasm. The record is from RefSeq and is a predicted model, not a curated record. The coding region runs from base 120 to 590 and encodes 156 amino acids. Gene Ontology annotation, biological process: positive regulation of cytoplasmic translation. Gene Ontology annotation, molecular function: mRNA binding; zinc ion binding; translation regulator activity. The transcript is spliced from 2 exons. NCBI's taxonomy places the organism in Eukaryota, Metazoa, Arthropoda, Insecta, Diptera, Culicidae.
AAUUGAAAGAUAGUUUGAUAGAAACUUUCAGCGAAACCAAAUCGCUUGAAAAUGUAUACAAGCAGCUCAGAUCACGACAACUUGGAAGAAACGAGUCCAUCACACGGUACGUUCUAGAUAUGCAAGCCUUAGCAUGGGGAACUCCAGUACCAGAAGAAGAUCUGGUAAAUAUCAUCAUCGAUGGAAUCAAUGAUCCUAUCAACACAGCAUCUAUUCGAUUCGCUGCUCGUUCUUUAACUGAUUUGAAGCGACUAUUGAAACGGUACGAGCAAAUCCGCCCUCAACACAUUGCAACACCAUCAUCAUCAGGGACCAUCCGCCAACCAAGUAAUGUGUCAAAAACAUCGGAUAACCAGCAGGCACCCGCUGUAGUGAGAUGCUACAACUGCUCUCAAUUUGGACACUAUCAGAAUUCCUGCCCUAUGCCACGUCGACCACCAGGAUCGUGCUUUAAGUGUCAUCAGGUUGGGCAUGCUGCUCGAAACUGCCCAAUUAAAAUAAUCAUCCCAUCGGCUGCCGCGCAUUAUAAAGAUCAGGGUAAUGAAGAUCAGGGUACAACUUUAGACGAAUUUGAACAGGAAGCCCAGUGAGCUUUAUCGACUCUUCUAUAGUUCCAAAAACUUUGGUUAAACCACCUCUGACAUCAAGAUAUCAGGGUCUCGGAAACCAGAUGCUUGUUGUCUGUGGAGAGGUGUCUUGCAAAAUAAAUCUGCGAAAGGAUGAGGCAGUACAUACAUUUAUCAUCCUCCCUAGCGAUAGUAUUGCCUGGCCUAUGAUUAUUGGUCGUGACCUAUUAAAAAAAUUCAAUAUCUUUCUGUAUAAAAACAAAUCAAAAAUUAAACUUAAUA